AUGGCAGAAGAAGAUAGGAUGAGUGGUUUACCCGAUGAAUUGCUAUGUGAAAUCCUGUCAUUUUUACCCUCAGAGGAAAUCCCGAGCACAAGCCUUCUCUCAAAGCGAUGGAGGCGAGUCUGGCUAGGGAUGCCAAAUGCAGAUAGAAUCAGUAUUUUACCUGAUGAACUGCUAUGUCGCAUCCUAUCUCUUUUGCCUGCAAAACAAAUCAUGGUCACAUCCCUUCUCUCAAGGCGCUGGAGAUCACUCCGUCCAAGAAUGACGGAAAUCAACAUUGAUGACACUAGCUAUAUCCAUGACCGCGACGCUUAUGACAGAUAUUAUCAUGUCAUCGCCUUGUUUUUGUUUGAAAUGAAAAUCCAUCAUACUAUCAUGAAAACGGUUACUAUUCUCUCUGCAUCUCCCUUCUUUAAUCCCUUACCUUUAUGGCUUGAUUAUCUUCAAGUUCAACAUCUCGAUGUAACUUCUUCCGCCACCCUUUGCCUUUGUGUACCAUAUAAGGUUCUAACUUCCACAGCUCUAGUUGUUUUGAAGUUGAAUGCCUUGACUAUAGACUAUGUUCAUAGAUCUUCUACUAAUUUGCCUUCCCUUAAAAUCCUUCACUUGACCCAAGUGCAUUUUCUAAAGCUUAAAUUUCUCAUCAAGAUUCUCUCUAUGUCUCUGCUUCUUGAGGAUCUGCUCUUGAAAGAUUUACAAGUUACAGACAACACUCUUGCUCAUGAUGAUGCUGCUGCAUUGAAACCCUUCCCUAAAUUGCUCAGAGCCGACGUUUCUGAGUCUUCUAUUUCUGCUUUUUUGCUGCCCUUGAAACUCUUUUACAAUGUCCAGUUUCUACGGUCACAAGUGCUGCUACAAACACUAGAACAAGAUUUUUCAACCACUCAAUUUCUCAAUUUAACUCACAUGGACCUUAUCUUUCAUGACGGAUAUUAUUGGAUUUCCGUAAUGAAAUUCAUCUGUGCCUGCCCCUCUCUUCAAACUCUCAUCAUUCGCGGCAAGAUUGGAGGAGGCUAUGAUGAUCACAAUAAUAAUUGGCCGCAUCCACACUUUGUCCCCCAAUGCAUUUCAUCACAUCUACAAAUGUUCUCUUUUAUUAAUUACGGAGGCAACCUAAGCGAGCUUCAAUUCACCAAAUAUGUUGUCCAAAAUGCAACUCUCUUGCGCAACGUCACCAUCUACACAAAUACCUCUUCAAAUCCACCCAAGGACCUCCAAAUCAUCAAAGAAUUACUCGAGGAUUCCAUUCCCCACCAACUUCAUUUUGAAUGGAUCAAAGAAUGA
Molecule: messenger RNA, 1281 nt
Organism: Medicago truncatula (barrel medic)
Lineage: Eukaryota; Viridiplantae; Streptophyta; Magnoliopsida; Fabales; Fabaceae
Product: putative F-box/FBD/LRR-repeat protein At5g56810
Exons: 1
Coding region: 1-1281 (426 amino acids)
Molecular function (GO): protein binding
Source: RefSeq, a predicted model, not a curated record